AUGACGGACGAACUGUCACCGCCCCGCAAGAGCGUGGAGCUCGAGGACCCGGGCGCGCGAGAGCUGGAAUCUUCGAGCGACGAGCACUUCUCCGAUGCUUCAGAAGGCCGCGCCGGACAGACCGGAAGGUCCAAUGUCACUUCACCGAUCCCAACUACCCGUGUAGAGCGGGUAGACGAUGAGCCCAGCUACGGCGAAGUCCCAGGCACAGAAGCAUACAAGAAGAGGGUUCAAGAUGCGGUCCCCGACGAGGUAGAAGUCGUACCGGAAGGUUCGCGAAGCCGCAGUGCCUCCCGAGUCGGCUUAGGUGACCGCCCCUACACGCCUGGAGGCACUCCUGUUCCAAAGACUGUGGUGGAGAAGGUGGACCCGGAACAGCCCAGCUAUGGCGACGUCCCUGGCACGCAUGCCUACGAGGUUCGUGCUGCUGACGCUGUUCCUGACGUUGUCGUGAAGGUGCCCCAGCCGCCAGAGCGCAAACCGGAGGAAGGGUCGCCAACAGCCUCGAUAAGCAGAUCUCCCGUGAACUCCGAGCACGAAGACGAAGACGCCGACGAGUCAGAUGCAUCUGCUGCUGACUCACGAGAAGAUACCAAGGGUACCUGCGAAACGGAGGAUGGUGGCGAAUUCGGCGAUGAUUUCGAUGACUUCGAAGAGGGCGGGGAGGGAGAUGAUUUCGGGGAUUUUGACGAUGGAUUUCAGCAAGGCGAGGAACACACUGAGACUACAUUUGACAAACCCCCUGAUCAGCCUUCUGUAUCCGCCCCCUCUCCGGGCCCUCCCGUGCUCGACUUCGAGGAGCUCACCACGCUUGAAGACGUUGUCAACGCGACGCACCCAUAUCUUGAUGAAAUAUACUCAUCCAUGAAAGAGAUACCUAGCAUAUCCACGACGAACCAAGACGCCCUGCGAUCAAUAUUCCUCUCCGACCGCAGUGUCUCUUUGUGGUCACAGCUCGUCGCUCCGCCGCCUCUGCAGCCUCCGGAUUGGGUUCGGUCUCGGAUACGGCGGCUAUUCUUGGUGUCUCUCGGCGUGCCAGUUGACCUAGACGAGAUACUUCCAGCAUCCAAACAGAAAAAGCUCGUCCUGCCUUCCAUACAUAUACCUGGCGAAAAGUCUCCGAGGCCUUCAGCAGACGGUCGAAAUGGAGCGUUAGGACGCGUGAAAAAGGGAAAUGCUUCGUCGACCUCACUCGAUUCCUCAGCCUCCAGAUCAGAGAGGAAACGGAAAGGCCCCCCUCCGCCUCCGCAAUUGGACAUCAGCUCCACAAGCAUGCUGUGUUCUACCACUGAAGCCGCUCUCAGUAACUUCACCGAUGAGGAGCUGCAGGCCCAUGUCAAGAGGCUAGAGGAACUGAAAGAGCGCGCAAAUGAGGUGUUUGAGUACUGGCAGCAGCGCUUGGAGAGCGCUCUGGGGGACAAAGAUGCCUUUGAGCAGGUCAUUGAGAGCCUUGUCGCGCACGCCAAGAAGCUCAGAUGA
Molecule: messenger RNA, 1479 nt
Organism: Trematosphaeria pertusa
Lineage: Eukaryota; Fungi; Ascomycota; Dothideomycetes; Pleosporales; Trematosphaeriaceae
Exons: 4
Coding region: 1-1479 (492 amino acids)
Source: RefSeq, a predicted model, not a curated record